AAAAGAGACAAAACGUUAAAGAAAGAAAUGAAUGAAUGAACCAAAAACUCUAGGGAAAAUCAAUUUAUCUUUCCAAUUUAGACAUCUUGAGACAGCCUAGCCUAGUGCUACCCUAUACAAUUUUCUGUGAUAAUGACAGUGUUCUAUGAUGUCCAGUCCCAUAGCCAGUGGCUAAAAGUGGCCAUUGAGCACUUGAAAUUUGGCCUUUGCAACUGAAAAAACUAAAUUUUUGAUUUUAUUAAAUUUAAUUUUGAUAACCAUCCUAUUAGAUAAUGCAGAUCUAUCCCAUUCUCACAAGUAUGUGUUUAAAGAACUCAAUUUGCCUUUUCUUAAAGAUCUAUAUAAAUAAUUAACCCAUUAUAUAUAUGUAGUAGCCCUUUUUUAAUGUAAUUUUAACCUGUUUAUUUUUAAUCUUCUCUCCCUAAAGAGGAAAGUCCGUACUGCAGCUUUGAAGAAGAUUUCCCAUGCUGUCAACAUAAUGUUGCCUUCCUGGCUAUCAUUCUCUCAUCGGAUCCUCAAUUUAGGUCAUUUCUACUUCAUAUGAUCAUUUUAAUUGUAUUUACCUCAUCUUACCAAAAAGAUCAUGUCAACCAAAACACCAGUCCUCACCCUUUUCCUCAGCCACAUGCAAGACUCAUGUUCAUUAAAGUCAAGGCUUAACAAGGCUUGCAACAUCGAUCAGAUGGGCUGCAGUUUAUGAGAAAGUGUCAGCCAGACCCUUCCACUGGAGAAAACAUGUUGAAUCUUGCCUACUCACGUUUAGGGCCUUUUUGGUGGAUUGCUUUAACAAAGAUGGAUCUGUCAGACCUUGGAGAAGCCGCAGCCUUCCUCAGAAGAAGUGAAGCUGAGCUGCUUCUACUACAGGCCACAGCCUUGGAUGGGAAGAAGAAAUGCUGGAUUCCUGAUGGUGAGAAUGCUUAUAUCGAGGCUGAGGUAAAAGGGAGUGAAGAUGAUGGAACAGUAAUUGUUGAGACAGCAGAUGGAAAGAGUCUGAGCAUAAAGGAGGACAAAAUCCAGCAGAUGAAUCCUCCAGAGUUUGAAAUGAUUGAAGACAUGGCAAUGCUGACUCACCUCAAUGAGGCAUCCGUGCUGCAUACCCUGAAGCGGCGCUAUGGCCAGUGGAUGAUCUAUACAUAUUCAGGUCUCUUCUGUGUGACCAUAAACCCUUACAAAUGGCUUCCCGUAUAUCAGAAAGAAGUCGUGGCCGCCUACAAAGGGAAGAGGCGAUCAGAGGCUCCCCCUCACAUCUUUGCUGUUGCCAAUAACGCCUUUCAGGACAUGCUUCACAAUCGAGAAAAUCAGUCUAUACUCUUCACAGGAGAAUCUGGUGCUGGAAAGACUGUGAACAGCAAACAUAUUAUCCAGUAUUUUGCCACCAUAGCAGCCAUGAGUGAAUCCAGGAAAAAGCCGGUGGCGUUAGAAGAUCAAAUCAUGCAAGCGAAUACUAUCUUGGAAGCAUUUGGAAAUGCUAAAACCCUGAGAAAUGACAACUCCUCUCGUUUUGGCAAAUUCAUCAGGAUGCACUUUGGUGCCAGAGGCAUGCUGUCAUCUGUGGACAUUGAUAUCUAUUUGCUUGAAAAGUCCAGGGUGAUUUUCCAGCAGGCUGGAGAGAGGAACUACCACAUAUUCUAUCAAAUUCUAUCUGGACAAAAAGAGCUUCAUGACAUGCUCCUGGUAUCUGCAGAUCCCUCAGACUUCCACUUUUGCUCCUGUGGAGCAGUUACUGUGGAGAGCUUGGAUGAUGCUGAAGAAUUGCUGGCCACAGAACAAGCCAUGGACAUCUUGGGCUUUCUUCCUGAUGAGAAGUAUGGAUGCUAUAAACUCACUGGAGCCAUCAUGCACUUUGGAAACAUGAAAUUUAAACAGAAAGCUAGAGAAGAGCAACUGGAAGCAGAUGGUACAGAAAAUGCUGACAAAGCUGCUUUCCUCAUGGGCAUUAACUCCUCUGAGUUGGUAAAGUGCUUGAUCCAUCCUAGAAUCAAAGUUGGUAAUGAAUAUGUUACCAGAGGUCAAACUAUAGAACAGGUAACCUGUGCUGUCGGUGCCCUGUCCAAGUCAAUGUAUGAAAGGAUGUUUAAGUGGCUAGUGGCACGGAUCAACAGGGCCCUGGAUGCCAAGCUGUCAAGGCAGUUCUUCAUUGGCAUUCUUGACAUCACUGGUUUUGAAAUCCUUGAGUAUAAUAGCCUUGAGCAACUUUGCAUUAAUUUUACCAAUGAAAAAUUACAACAAUUCUUCAAUCGGCACAUGUUUGUUCUGGAGCAAGAGGAAUAUAAGAAAGAAAGCAUUGAAUGGGUGUCUAUUGGCUUUGGUCUGGAUUUGCAAGCUUGCAUAGAUCUCAUUGAGAAGCCAAUGGGCAUCCUUUCCAUCCUUGAAGAAGAGUGUAUGUUUCCUAAGGCUACAGACCUGACUUUCAAGACCAAACUCUUUGACAACCAUUUUGGAAAGUCAGUUCAUCUCCAGAAGCCCAAGCCUGAUAAGAAGAAAUUUGAAGCUCAUUUUGAACUUGUCCAUUAUGCAGGAGUGGUACCUUAUAAUAUCAGUGGUUGGCUGGAAAAGAACAAAGACCUCCUUAAUGAAACAGUGGUAGCUGUAUUUCAGAAGUCUUCCAACAGACUCCUGGCGAGCCUUUUUGAAAAUUACAUGAGUACUGACAGUGCUAUACCAUUUGGGGAGAAGAAACGAAAGAAAGGAGCUUCAUUCCAAACGGUUGCAUCUCUGCAUAAAGAAAACCUGAAUAAAUUGAUGACUAAUCUGAAAUCAACAGCACCUCAUUUUGUGAGAUGCAUAAAUCCCAAUGUGAACAAAAUACCAGGUAUACUGGACCCUUACUUGGUUCUACAGCAGUUGCGCUGUAAUGGUGUCUUGGAAGGGAUUAGGAUAUGCCAUGAAGGUUUUCCAAACCGACUGCAGUAUGCUGAUUUUAAACAAAGGUACUGCAUUCUGAAUCCAAGGACCUUUCCAAAGAGCAAGUUUGUGAGCAGCAGAAAAGCAGCUGAAGAAUUACUUAGCUCCUUGGAGAUAGACCAUACCCAGUACCGAUUUGGAAUCACUAAGGUGUUUUUUAAAGCUGGGUUUCUGGGCCAACUGGAAGCAAUAAGAGAUGAGAGACUAUCUAAAGUCUUCACAUUGUUCCAAGCCAGAGCACAGGGCAAACUGAUGCGAAUCAAAUUCCAGAAGAUUCUGGAAGAAAGGGAUGCACUUAUUUUGAUCCAAUGGAACAUAAGAGCUUUCAUGGCUGUGAAGAACUGGCCCUGGAUGAGGCUCUUCUUCAAGAUCAAGCCUCUUGUUAAAUCUUCAGAAGUAGGAGAAGAAAUAGCUGGACUGAAGGAAGAGUGUGCACAAUUACAGAAAGCCUUGGAGAAAUCAGAGUUUCAGAGGGAGGAACUGAAAGCAAAGCAAGUAUCCCUCACUCAGGAAAAAAAUGACCUGAUUCUUCAGCUUCAGGCUGAGCAAGAGACACUGGCAAAUGUUGAAGAGCAGUGCGAGUGGCUGAUUAAAUCCAAGAUCCAGCUGGAGGCCAGAGUAAAGGAGCUGUCGGAGAGGGUGGAGGAAGAAGAGGAGAUAAAUUCUGAGCUGACUGCCAGGGGGCGGAAACUCGAAGAUGAAUGUUUUGAGUUGAAGAAAGAAAUCGAUGACCUGGAAACAAUGUUGGUGAAGUCAGAGAAGGAGAAGCGUACUACAGAGCACAAGGUCAAGAACUUGACUGAGGAAAUAGAGUUUCUAAAUGAGGAUAUCAGCAAACUUAACAGAGCAGCCAAGGUUGUGCAGGAGGCCCAUCAGCAGACCCUGGAUGACCUGCACAUGGAGGAGGAGAAGCUCAGCAGCCUGAGCAAAGCAAAUCUGAAGCUGGAACAGCAAGUUGAUGAGCUUGAGGGUGCCCUUGAGCAGGAGAGAAAAGCGAGAAUGAACUGUGAAAGGGAACUGCACAAACUGGAGGGCAAUUUAAAGCUGAAUCGGGAAAGUAUGGAGAACCUGGAAAGCAGCCAGCGACACCUGGCAGAAGAGCUGAGGAAGAAAGAAUUAGAAAUGAGUCAGAUGAAUUCAAAAGUGGAGAAUGAGAAAGGCCUGGUAGCUCAGCUUCAGAAGACGGUUAAAGAGCUUCAGACUCAAAUAAAGGAUUUGAAAGAGAAACUAGAAGCUGAAAGGACCACUCAAGCCAAGAUGGAAAGGGAGAGAGCUGACCUCACCCAAGACCUGGCUGACUUGAAUGAGAGGCUGGAGGAGGUAGGAGGAUCCAGUUUGGCUCAGCUGGAAAUAACUAAGAAACAGGAAACCAAAUUCCAGAAGCUGCGCCGAGACAUGGAAGAGGCCACUCUGCACUUUGAGGCAACUUCUGCAUCUUUGAAGAAGAGACAUGCAGACAGCCUGGCUGAGCUCGAGGGCCAGGUAGAAAAUCUACAGCAGGUCAAGCAGAAACUGGAAAAAGACAAGAGUGACUUGCAGCUAGAAGUAGAUGACCUCCUGACCCGUGUUGAGCAGAUGACAAGAGCUAAGGCAAAUGCUGAGAAACUCUCUACUCUAUAUGAAGAGCGCUUGCAUGAAGCAACUGCAAAGCUAGAUAAGGUGACUCAGUUGGCAAAUGACCUGGCAGCACAAAAGACAAAGCUGUGGAGUGAGAGUGGCGAGUUCCUACGGAGGCUUGAAGAGAAGGAGGCUCUGAUAAACCAACUUUCCAGGGAAAAGAGCAACUUCACUCGGCAGAUUGAAGACCUGAGAGGGCAGCUGGAAAAGGAGACCAAAUCCCAGAGUGCCCUGGCCCAUGCCCUGCAGAAGGCUCAGCGUGACUGUGACCUUCUACGAGAACAGUAUGAGGAAGAACAAGAGGUUAAGGCUGAGCUGCACCGGACCUUAUCCAAAGUCAAUGCUGAAAUGGUGCAAUGGAGAAUGAAGUAUGAAAACAAUGUCAUCCAGAGAACAGAAGACUUGGAGGAUGCCAAGAAGGAACUGGCAAUUAGAUUGCAGGAGGCAGCCGAAGCCAUGGGGGUGGCCAAUGCCAGAAAUGCCUCCUUGGAGAGAGCCAGGCACCAGCUGCAACUGGAGCUCGGGGACGCCCUGUCUGACCUCGGGAAGGUCCGCUCUGCAGCAGCCAGGCUGGACCAGAAGCAGCUGCAGUCUGGCAAGGCCCUUGCCGACUGGAAGCAGAAGCAUGAGGAGUCCCAGGCGUUGCUGGAUGCCUCUCAGAAGGAAAUUCAGGCUCUCAGUACAGAGCUCCUCAAGCUCAAGAACACCUAUGAGGAGAGCAUCGUGGGCCAGGAGACACUCAGGAGGGAGAACAAGAACCUCCAAGAAGAGAUUUCUAAUCUGACAAACCAGGUUAGAGAAGGGACCAAGAACUUAACUGAAAUGGAAAAGGUCAAGAAACUAAUUGAAGAAGAGAAGACAGAAGUCCAGGUGACACUGGAAGAAACAGAGGGAGCCCUGGAACGUAAUGAAAGCAAGAUUCUUCGUUUCCAGCUUGAACUCUUGGAAGCUAAAGCAGAACUUGAAAGAAAGCUUUCAGAGAAAGAUGAAGAAAUAGAAAAUUUUAGGAGGAAGCAGCAGUGUACCAUUGACUCCCUGCAGUCUAGUCUGGAUUCUGAAGCUAAGAGCAGAAUUGAGGUUACCCGGCUGAAGAAGAAGAUGGAAGAGGACCUCAAUGAGAUGGAACUCCAGCUUAGCUGUGCCAACCGGCAGGUGUCAGAGGCAACCAAAUCCCAGGGCCAGCUUCAGAUUCAAAUCAAGGACCUUCAAAUGCAGCUGGAUGACAGCACACAACUGAACAGUGAUCUGAAGGAGCAGGUGGCUGUGGCUGAGCGGCGCAACUCUCUUCUUCAGUCUGAACUAGAGGAUCUAAGGUCCCUGCAAGAGCAGACAGAGCGUGGCCGCAGGCUGUCAGAAGAAGAGCUCCUGGAAGCAACAGAAAGAAUCAAUCUUUUCUAUACCCAGAACACAAGCCUCCUCAGCCAGAAGAAGAAACUGGAGGCUGAUGUUGCCCAGAUGCAGAAAGAAGCUGAAGAGGUGGUGCAGGAGUGUCAAAAUGCAGAAGAGAAGGCCAAGAAGGCAGCCAUUGAGGCAGCAAACUUGUCAGAAGAACUGAAGAAGAAGCAAGAUACCAUUGCCCACUUGGAAAGGACAAGAGAAAAUAUGGAGCAGACAAUUACAGACUUACAGAAAAGGCUGGCUGAAGCUGAACAGAUGGCCCUGAUGGGGAGUAGAAAGCAAAUCCAGAAACUAGAAUCCAGGGUUCGUGAACUGGAAGGUGAACUGGAGGGUGAAAUCCGUCGCAGUGCAGAGGCCCAGAGGGGAGCCCGCAGACUUGAGCGAUGCAUCAAAGAGCUGACCUAUCAGGCAGAGGAAGACAAGAAGAAUCUGAGCAGGAUGCAAACUCAGAUGGAUAAACUUCAGCUAAAAGUGCAAAAUUACAAGCAGCAAGUCGAGGUGGCGGAAACACAAGCCAAUCAAUACCUUUCCAAGUAUAAGAAACAGCAACAUGAGUUGAAUGAAGUGAAGGAGAGGGCAGAGGUGGCAGAAUCUCAAGUCAAUAAACUCAAAAUUAAAGCAAGAGAGUUUGGGAAAAAGGUUCAAGAAGAAUAGCAUCCCCUGCUUUGAAAGGACAACAGCUGGAGAAGUACAAGGAAGGUGCUGUUUCAUGGCCAAAAACUUAGGUUUCAUGGAAACAUUUUUUAAAACAUGUUUAAAUUGCUUUUCACACCAUAUAAACAAGGCAAUUAGAAAAAUAAUUAAAGGGAAUAUCAUUGCUUCCACAGUUAAUGGGGAUUUUUUGAUCCUCAAAUGCAAGUAAACUACCUUCUAAUGCUUCACAUGACAGAUUAAAUAAAUGGAAGAACCUUUUCAAUUCUGAUGUUUAAAAAAUGAAUAAAUACUUGAUCCUUUGUCCAUAUUUCCUCUUAAUGGGUAGGACUCAUAGAAGAUGUCCUUAGACCAAUCACGCUUCAUGGGGACUAGGGCAUGUUGGUGAAUGGUUUUUACUAAAGUUAGGCAACUUUGGCUUGAUUCAACCCUAAAUCUAUGAAUGUAUAUUGUGAGCCAGCAGUGGUAGAAUGGAAGUCAUAAGAUCUCCUCAGCAUUGUGAUAUAAAUAUAGCCAUAGUUAGGCAAUUUGAACAUGUAGGCAAAACUCUCCUAAUCAACACACAUGUAGGCUAUAUGCUGGUACAUGCUUUAAACAUGGAGGUAACCCCACACAAGACAUUCAGUGACAGGUGAUAUGCUGGAUUUGUGCAGUACCGAUUUGGCUCAGCUGGAGGAACAUGUCCCGGAAUUCCUCUCUCUCAUGGUUCUGGAUUGGAGUAGGUCAUAAAGAAAUUUGCAUUAAUUUGAUCAGCAGCUAUUUUAUGCUCAUAAGGUCAGUGUACAGACCCAAGCAUGGUGACGGCUUGAAAAUAUGACUCCAGGCCAAAAAGGGGAGCUAGAAGAGACCAGAGACAGCUCCCUGGACCCAGAGCUCUUCCAGCUCCUGCCAGCCUCCUCCUUCAGCUUUGCAAAGUACUGGCCAGGUGUGUGUGUGCAGCUCCAUGGCAACCAGCAUCAGCUUUUCCUGAGAUCACACACAGCAUUGCAGUGGAGGCUGUGAGACAGACAUGGGUUCUGUUUGUUCUUAUGGACUUCCCUUCAUCCUUGCUACAUGCAGAGUCGACGUACAGUGACUUCAGGCCCAGAACCAGAUGCAGAGGGAACAGCCUGGCCUAGACUUCUCCACCAGCACCCACAAUUGUGUAAGGCUGAAGCUCUAUAAUAAAUCUUUAUUCUGUCAUUCUCUGGUUCUGCCUCCCUGAUCCAACCCUGACUCAUAUGGGUAGCUUGAAGAUUAAUUCAGGGACUCAGUGGUAUCAGAGGACCCAGGUUCAUUCUUGUCGGAAUAUCUUGUCGCCGUAAGAGGACUUCAGCAGUCCUGAGCAUUUUCUCCCCAUACGAUAACCUGUCUCUUCUUAAAAUGGAGAAACACUUUCCCAGAAACAGACCUCUGGAAUAAUUUUCCUCAUACCCUAGUGAGCAGAUUUCUUUACCUGCUUAUGCUGAACCAGUCUAGUGGCAAGAGGACUGCAAUUGUCAGGGUUGGCUCAGACAGAUCAAGGUGGAUGCUCUUGAAAAAUCAGGGUACCAUUUUGAGCAAGGUGAACCAAAUUUGAGUUUUGUGGUUGGCGGAGAGGGAUGCACAGCCACAGAGUGAACUAGCAGGUAUGUGUGUCGGGCUGUAUCCAAAGCAGUCGCUCCUUCUUACCAUCAGUCUCAACGCAAUGAGAAAACAACAUGAAACAUUUAACAUGGAACUUUUCUAGGGGUUUUUUUUUUCCUGGAAUAGUAAUUUUUUAAAACUUCAGUAAAAAAUAAGUUUGGAAUUAUCCUUUAAUAAGCCAAUGUUUAUAUUCAGGAAACAUCUCUAUAUCCCAAACCUUUUCUUAGAAAUUUGCUGUUGUCAUAUUACCAGUCCUGAAGUCAGGAUGCUAUUGUUUCUCCACACCCCAGGCACAUAAUCAGUAAAGUCAAACUUCAGCUUGGGGAUGCAUCCAGUUUUGUUAUUAAGUAUCAUAUUCUCUCACUAGGACACAAUUUUUAAAAAGGAACCAAGGCUAGGGGGAAGCAGAGAUGGUAGACACUUAAAUAUUAUCUCAAUGGAGUUUUUCUUCACAGUGGAAUUUUUUUAAAAGAUAUCUAAAAGUUAUAUUUAUUUUUUUUUAAAAAAUUUACUAAGUUCUGGGAUACACGUGCAGAACAUGCAGGUUUGUUACAUAGGUAUAUGUGUGCCAUGGUGGUUUGCUGUACCUAUUGAACCGUCCUCUAGGUUCCCUCCCCCGCCCCCCACCCUGCAACAGGCCCUGGUGUGUGUUGUUCCCCUCCCUGUGUCCAUGUGUUCUCAUUGUUCAGCUCCCACUUAUGAGUGAGAACAUGUGGUUUGGUUUUCUGUUCCUGUGUUAGUUUGCUGAUAAUGAUGGCUUCCAGCUUCAUCCAUGUCCAUGCAAAGGACAUGAUCUCAUUCCUUUUCAUGGCUGCAUAGUAUUCCAUGGUGUUUGUAUCACAUUUUCUUUAUCCAGUCUACCAUUGAUGGGUAUUCGGGUUGGUUCCAUGUCUUUACUAUUGUAAAUAGUGCAAUAAACAUACGUGUGCAUGUGUCUUUA
Messenger RNA from Gorilla gorilla gorilla (western lowland gorilla), 9115 nucleotides. RefSeq names its product myosin heavy chain 15 (gene MYH15). Gene Ontology annotation, cellular component: myosin II complex; cytoplasm; myosin filament. Gene Ontology annotation, molecular function: ATP binding; microfilament motor activity; actin filament binding. The record is from RefSeq and is a predicted model, not a curated record. Bases 697 to 6573 code for a protein of 1958 amino acids. Lineage: Eukaryota; Metazoa; Chordata; Mammalia; Primates; Hominidae. The transcript is spliced from 44 exons.